AUGCCGGCCCCGGCCCCGCCGCCCCCCGCCCGGCCCGGCCAGGCCUUCACCAUCGCGGCGCUGCUGGGACGCGCCUCCCCCCCGCCCGCCCCGCUCCCGCCGCCGCCGCCGCCGCCGCCGCCCGCCGCCCCCCGGCCGCUCUGCACCGCCUGCUGCGGGGUCCCCUCCGCCUGGGCCACCCGCCUGGGGGCAACAGGCUUCCUCAUCUCCAAGUGCUGCUUCCCCAUCUUCAAAGCCAAGACCGGCAAAGCCAAGCGAGUCCGGACCAUCUUCACCAGUGACCAGCUGGCCCGACUGGAGAAGGAGUUUGCACGGCAGCAGUAUAUGGUGGGCACGGAGAGGUGCCUGCUCGCCUCUUCCCUGCGCCUCACUGAAGACCAGGUGAAAGUCUGGUUCCAAAACCGGAGGAUCAAGUGGAGGAAACAAAGCCUGGAACAGCAACAAGCCAAACUGGCCAAAAUGGGUUUGGCCACCCCGCAGAGGAGCCCCGACUCGCAGAGCCACCACGGCGAGGAGGACAAGCACUUCCCAGCGGAGUCGGAAGACGGCCAGGAGGACAUGGCCACCUCCCUGGGCUCAGGGACAGCACCGGCAGAGACUGUGACAAAGAGCUGCUGA
Gavia stellata (red-throated loon) is the source of this 618-nucleotide messenger RNA. Its product is annotated as homeobox protein notochord-like. The transcript is spliced from 4 exons. The record is from RefSeq and is a predicted model, not a curated record. Bases 1 to 618 code for a protein of 205 amino acids. Gene Ontology annotation, biological process: central nervous system development; neuron differentiation; regulation of DNA-templated transcription. Gene Ontology annotation, molecular function: DNA binding; DNA-binding transcription factor activity, RNA polymerase II-specific. Lineage: Eukaryota; Metazoa; Chordata; Aves; Gaviiformes; Gaviidae.